Gigantopelta aegis is the source of this 1854-nucleotide messenger RNA. RefSeq lists its product as uncharacterized. The transcript has a single exon. Bases 132 to 1442 code for a protein of 436 amino acids. The record is from RefSeq and is a predicted model, not a curated record. NCBI's taxonomy places the organism in Eukaryota, Metazoa, Mollusca, Gastropoda, Neomphalida, Peltospiridae.
UGUAAUACGGGUGGAUACAACAGGGAUUCGUCGGGAGAUAUAUAGUGACCCAGGUAAAGUCUGAGUUAGUUGGCGAAGCAGGUGAAGGUGGCAUUUUGUAUGGACUAAGUAACAAGGCAUCUCUCGGGGCAAUGAAUCAUGAGACACCAUGUCGGAAUCACAUACGUCUACAAGUAAACGAAAGACUCAUGAAGACAGCGUCGCCGGUUGCGGGUUGCAGCAUCGACGGCAGCUACGACGGCGUCGCACGAGAACACAGCCCGUGCCGACCGUCGUUCGUGCCGCUGCUGAGAGAAAACGGUAGGAAACGCAAACUUGUUCUUCAUUUCGACAUCCGUAACACCGUGCUGGUGGCGGAUUCCGUAACGAACGUAACGGUUGAGCAGGCUCUCAACAGCUUUUUGACCGGUGUCACGUGGGGCAAAGAUGACCAGGACGGGGAGUGGGUGUGGCACUCUAAAGAACCCUCCCUGGUCCCUCCUAGACCCGACUCCAUCACGUUCUACAAAUAUCUGGAACGAACGCUGGUUCGCACCCCCAUGGACAGGACGGAGUUACGGAUAGCGACAGGAGAUUUCGUUCAUCGUCCACUUGGAGAAGAAUUUCUACCAUAUUUUGAAAACCGUCUGGCACUUCUUAAAUGGAAUUACCCGUACGUUCAGGCCCGGGACGAAUGCUUGACAAUGCGUGGGAAAGAUGGCCAACCGUAUCAUUACAUCUUGCCGUCCUUGUACAAUCUGAUUCAUUCGCUGGUACAGAGAAACAGAGACUUCGCUAUCGUGAUAAGAACUUACGGAUUAGACUGCGCAAACGUGUUAAAAAGUUUAUCAUACGGACUAAAGGGAAACCAUCCUGGGUUUCCAUCGCCUGUUAAUCUGGCAGUUGACCUCACCCCGGGCUCGAUAAUCCGAUCAAGUAAUGAUUCCGCUUGCUUGGAAACGUACAGUUCUCGAAAAGAAUCAGACUCGAAGAUGACAAACUUGUUUACUUGUAAAUCAGGUGACAAAACCAGGCCAGGUGGAAAUGUACCCUGCCAGGUGGUUCACAAACUCUACCAUGAACGCGAUAUAUAUAGAUUCGUUUCAAAACUACAGGGCAUAUCUGGCUUCGUGGAUGACUUCCGAUACUGGCAGAGUAACAGUUACUCCUACAGCGCCGGGAAGCCAUUUUGGAUUGACGGAAGUGACGUAGGUGUCCACCAUAUUAUCUUCGACGACAACUUCCGGUCGUACGAAGAAGACAGCAUUGUGGAUGUGAGAAAAUUCGAAGAAAGUAAACAAAUAGCGCGUAGGUUGUCUAAACAGGAAAUUGCAGAAUUUGAGGAUGUGUGUUUGGUGCAAGCGGAUCUGUUACAAAGCGUGGAGGAUCAAGAUUACUUCAUUAACAAGGUGCAUGUUUGCGAGAACAAUUAUUCAAAGUUUUUGAAACAAGGCAAGCUGUGAAUAACACGAAGUCAAAUUGAGGAUAUAAAUGUAUUUAUAGUGUAACUAAGUAGCCACCUAUAAAAUGUAUUGUUUUAGUAUGUUUGCAGAUCAAGACACCUAUUUUGUUACGUGAUUUUUACGUACGUUUAAGCAUGAUACGCUAGAUAAUCAUUCAUGUCUUUCAUAGGACUUCACCGUCGUCAUUUUCAUUUGACCUUGGUCACAAUUUGGUGACGUAAUAUACUAGAUAUUAUUAGUUCAAAGAUUCGGUUAUCUAGUCAUUUCGUCGCCAAUGUUAUAGAGUUGAAUGUUAACACGUGCCAAAAAAUGUCUGUAUGUGUACAUAUGAAAUAUAUUAAAUCUAUACAGAGAAUCCCAUGAUACCUUCUAAAAAAAAAAAAAUUAUUUAUUUAUUUAUUUUGUUACUGAA